Molecule: messenger RNA, 687 nt
Organism: Saimiri boliviensis boliviensis (Bolivian squirrel monkey)
Lineage: Eukaryota; Metazoa; Chordata; Mammalia; Primates; Cebidae
Product: histone H3
Cellular component (GO): nucleosome
Molecular function (GO): DNA binding; protein heterodimerization activity; structural constituent of chromatin
Source: RefSeq, a predicted model, not a curated record
UUCAAUUAUUGCUCCGCCCCAUCGGGAAAAGACUGUGCCUAUAAAGGCGGCUGCCGGGCGGCUGGGAGCCCGUUUCUGUCCCCGGGGCUGCGUUGGCGAGUGUUUCGGUUUUUUUGGUUCGCUAUGGCCCGUACGAAGCAGACUGCCCGCAAGUCGACCGGCGGCAAAGCCCCGAGGAAGCAGCUGGCCACCAAGGCGGCCCGCAAGAGCGCGCCGGCCACGGGCGGGGUGAAGAAGCCGCACCGUUACCGUCCGGGCACCGUGGCCCUGCGCGAGAUCCGGCGCUACCAGAAGUCCACGGAGCUGCUGAUCCGCAAGCUGCCCUUCCAGCGGCUGGUGCGCGAGAUCGCGCAGGACUUUAAGACGGACCUGCGCUUCCAGAGCUCGGCCGUGAUGGCGCUGCAGGAGGCCAGCGAGGCCUACCUGGUGGGGCUGUUCGAAGACACGAACCUGUGCGCCAUCCACGCCAAGCGCGUGACCAUCAUGCCCAAGGACAUCCAGCUGGCCCGCCGCAUCCGCGGGGAGCGGGCUUAAGUGCGCGCUCGGCUCGUAGGUUCCAUCGUAUCCAAAAGGCUCUUUUCAGAGCCACCCACAGCAGCACUUUGAAGAGGCUGUACCGCUUGCCCUCCGUGCUCCUCCGGCAUUAAGGGCCGGGAAAGCUUUUCCAGCUCGGUUCCCAAAGAAAGA